Molecule: messenger RNA, 2674 nt
Organism: Astyanax mexicanus (Mexican tetra)
Lineage: Eukaryota; Metazoa; Chordata; Actinopteri; Characiformes; Acestrorhamphidae
Product: SUZ domain-containing protein 1
Exons: 4
Coding region: 185-637 (150 amino acids)
Source: RefSeq, a predicted model, not a curated record
AGAAAUGUUGAGGUUUUGAUGAAUUUUCUCUUUAAACCCGCUGCACUGUGUGUAGAGUAGAGAGGGUAUCCCCAGGGCACGCGGGCGCCACCAGGCGGGGGGAAUAAGCAGCGCUCCGAGGCCCCGAAACUAAAAGUAGUCGGGACUGAUUUAGCCGGAGUUACGGAGCUGAAUUAAAGUAAGGAUGGAGGAUGAGGACGUGUCGGAUAACUGGGAGGACGCGGCGGACAGCGGGGAGAUUGAGAGACGACUGGAGGCGAAACUGAAGAUCAGUCAAAAAUCUAAUAACCAAAGUUUGCCUGUUAAAACUGCGGUGGUGAUUCAAGACGAUUCGCUGCCUGCAGCCCCGCCUCCACAGAUCCGGAUCCUGAAGCGACCCCCCAGCAAUGGCUCUCUGGGGCAGCAGGUGGCGUCGCGACCGGCGCAGCAGGUGAAGUCUCUGGCUCAGAGAGAGGCGGAGUACGCUGAGGCCCGAAAGAGGAUUUUGGGGAGUGCUGAAGAACCAUCUCAGGACAGGCCAGAUGCAGACAGACCCGCCAUCACCAGUGCUCCUUCGGAAUCUCUGCGGCCAAACAAUCACAUAAUCCGCCAACCACUGGGGCCGGACGGCACCGCAGGCUUCCGCCUCAGCAGAUAGAAAGAAAGAAAGAGAGAGAGAGGGCGAGAGACAUGGAGGUAGAGAGAGGGUGAAUGAGCAAGAGAGAGAAAGAGAUGAAGAUGCUAUCUUGUGCAGAAGGGAGUUUUAACAGUAUGGAGACAGACUUAACGUAGGUUUUGAGGAACAGAGGAGCAUGAGCUUGCCUGCUUUGCUCCGAACCUCAUCUCCUUUCCUUUUUCUUCUUCUUUCCUGCUGGAUGUGCAGAGACAGCACCUCCGGGGAAGAAGGGAUGAAGCCAAAGCGUCUCUCUGGCUGGGCCAUGCUAUGACAGGGCCAUUUCUCUCUCUGUUUUAGGACUCUAUACACUGUGCAUUUCCUCAGUAACACUCCCCUUUGUCACGUUUUGGAGUUUGAGGCGCUCCAGGGUGGGGGGGAUAGGUGUGAUAAAGCCCCAGUCAGGAGUUGCUGCAGCUGAGAAAGCAGCAGUUUUAGCAUUGUAUUACAAACAGAAGACGCAUUAGAAUAAAGCCAGGGCUAUUCUAAUGAAGGCUGCGGGCAUUGCUUUAAGCAAGUACACACGCCCGCUGUAAUAUGUGAGCUACAGUUGGCACGAUAUCACCUUUUUGUCUUUUCUGAUACUGAAAACGUAAGUAUUGUCUGAUACUCAAGUGUAUAUUGAAUGAUAUAUUUAUUUUGUUUAAAAAGUGCUAAGAUGUAAAAUGAACUUUAUAUAUUUGUAAAAUGUGCUCAAGCUGUACUAUCCCACACUUUUUGUGGGUUACAGUGUGAAGUUAUUAUAUGGUUACUGAUAUCACAUAGCAUACUAUCUGACAGAACUGGAUCUGAAUUCCUGAUCCAGAAUUUUCUGCUGCUUUUGGCUGAAUACCAGCGUGCCAUCACUAAUUUAUACAUGCUAGACAUAUAAUAUAGUUCUUACCAUGAUUAAUACUAGUAUUUUUCUGCUCCAACUCACCCGUAAAAACUACCUAUUUGCAAGUUCAUCUAUUUAAAGGAGAACUCUGGUGUAAAAUUGACUUUUGGUGUAGUAAAACAUGAUAAAAAGUACUUUUUUUGUUGAAUAGCACACCUCUGCUCUCCUACAGCUUUGUGAGAUACAGUAAUUUUGUGUUUUUUGCUCAGCACUCUGUACAACGGCCGUAUCGGGGUAUAUUUUUUAUUUUGCCCUGAUAAAUCGUUUUUUACACCAUUGUCCAGAAGCUCCACACCUCCUUGGUAGAAUCUGCAGAGCCCUGGCAUUUAAAUUGAGCCAUUAAUAACCUAAAAAGUGCACAGGAAGCUUAUUAAAAAACACUGUUUACAUCCCAUAGUGCUUCUUUGUAGCUCUGGGCGCCGCCAUCACUGUACUGAUAAUGACAGACAUUAUAUACAUAGACGUACAUAGAAUUUUUACCCGAUUUUCACUCGGUUUGGUUUGUUACAAAGGGCCCAAAGCUACAAAGAUAAGGAGAAGUGUUUUAAUAAGCUUCUUCAGUGGAUUUGUAUGUCAGGGCUCUCCGGAUUCUACUAAGGUGGUGUGGAGCUACUUUAAGCCUGGAUAAUGGUGUGAAAAGCAUUUUACUGGGGCAAAAUAUGCCCUGAUACAGCCGUCGUACAGAGUUCUUGGCAAAAAGCACAAAAUACUGUAUCUCAGAAAGCUGUAGAAGAGUGGAGGUGUGCUAUUCAAUAAAAAUGUUUAUCAUGUUUUACUACAUCAAAAGUCCAUUUUACACCAGAGUUCUCCUUUAAGCUCUGCCCAGAAAUUAAUAUUCUCCCUAAUAAGUGUCAAACACACUCUCUAAAUGUGAAAAAUAUUAUUAUAUACACUGAAUUGGAGCCACAGCCUCUCAUAAGUGUCCACCAAAGCUAAUCCACUAUCACAUUAACAGUAGCUACAGUACAACAUGUUAGUAGGCAGAGCCUGAAGAGGGGUGAUUAUGAACUCAUCUUAAACUCAGUCUUGUCUGUGUGUCAUAAAACCAGUGAUUUGUGCUGCGUGAGAGAAGGAGUAUCAGAGUGUAAUGAGUGUUUACAAAACCGCACCCAAACAGAGCAUAUAUAUAUAUAUAUAUAUGUAUA